Messenger RNA from Pelodiscus sinensis (Chinese soft-shelled turtle), 2797 nucleotides. Lineage: Eukaryota; Metazoa; Chordata; Testudines; Trionychidae. The record is from RefSeq and is a predicted model, not a curated record.
UAAACCCUUCUCACCAUUAAGUGGCAUACAUUAUCUCUUACUGUUCUUAAUGGCUAUUAACUAGCUCAAGUUUUCAAUCAAGUUUAAGAAUUCCAAUACACUAAAUUAUUCCCCACCUCUCCUGAGAAAGUUGUGGAUCAGGGUACCCAUAGCUAUGUUACAAUUACAAUACUAUUUUCAGAAAUCUACAAAUACAGGUAAGCAAUUUCCUGUUUAGGACAGUGCAUUAUAAGAUUUUUCCAUUCCUGUUUUCUAAAGUAUUGCAGAGAUGUCCUGUAAGAUAAAGAAUAGAAUCAAACAAGAUUAAGAGGCUUGCUAUGCUUAAUGAAUACCAGAGUUUCAACAUGUUUUGUAAUUGCUGGAUUUCACCAAAAUCACAAGAAGAUUUUAAGGAUGACAUGGAGCAGAGAUUUUUGGACAGCAGACUCAUGCCAAAAGUAGAAAACAAAUAUGUAGAAACAGCAUAAUAGGUAGCUGUUAUAUUUGCCUCCCCAAAACUUAAGCCUUUAGAUGCACGCUAAUGUGUGCUAAUAAUGUGCUAAUAUGGAUAACAUCUGUACCACUGCAGCUUUUAAAUCUUAUGCUGCAAUUUCUAGUAAGUAUUCAUUGGGGGAAAAUUUGGAAUAUCAUUAUUACAUUUUUCUCCAGGUGCUGAAAAAGGUCUAGACUGAAUGCUAGAUUUAGAACAUACAUUGCACUUUGUCCACCACAGUCAUGAAAUAGGCACCUUCUGUAUUUUGUAUGCAGUUGUUCCUUAUUUACACGUCUACAAUACAAAACACGACACACAAUCCAUAAUAGACACCAUGCCUCCCACUUUCACUAAAUAAUGCAUCCAAGUAUUUCAGAUAUCUAAAGGGAAAGUCUGUAAGAAAAGUAUGUAGCCAUUAAUCUGUAUAAACGAUUUGGAGGAGAAAUGCAUGUGUGCAUUUAAGGGAAUACUGAACUAAAUCAAAGAAAAGAAACAUUUUAACUGACAUGAAAAUAAAUGUUACCCAGUGAUCACAGAAAUCUGUUUCUGGAAAGUAGGUACAUACUUGGAGAUUUAAAGCAUAAAGUAUGUUUAUAGCUCCCUCUGAUGACCAUUGGACACUACACAACAUAAGUCUUCUUUUAUUUUUGUUCAUGCAUUCAACUGACAGCUGACUGGUUAAAUUCUAAUUGCUUCCAAGUGAGGUCAGCAAAGGUAUUUAUCGAAAAGAACUGAACAACAGGCUCAACACAUACACGCGCAUGCACAAGCACAUACACACACCACAACUCUUGCGUGUUGAUUUAUGGAAACAAUUAUAAUUCUGCUGAAGACUUUCUGAGCUAAGAAAGUUUGUAGCUACGGCAGAGAGUCUCAUGUUGCAAAAGGCAGACAACAGAAAUGGAAUACUUGUAUACCCAGCUGUUAUCAGGAACAAAUCUUUUACUUUCAGUGCAAGCAGCAAAAUCAAGUAGUACAGAAGGUCAUGACAGCCAAGGUUAUUAUAACCUGUUUCUUUAAAGGAUAUCCUGACUGAAAAGAUAUUUAAGGAGCUAUCCUGUUUCAACAUCAGUAACUAUUAAGGAAUAAGGAUCAGAAUUCUGGAAGAGGAAGCAAUCUCAAUUAAAUCAAUCUACAACUCGUUGUAAAGACAGAAGGCAGGUCAAUGACCUAGAAGCAACGAUCUACUUGAGAUUUAAUUUUCAUUAUGUUGUUCAUGAACACCCAGAACACUGCACUAUAAUGCACAAAUGGAUACUGACAUGGAUCCUGCCAACUUUGCUCUACAGAUCAUAUUUUUACAUUAUCUUUCUAGUGGGCACUAUAUCUUUAGCUUGCAAUGACAUGACUCCAGAGCAAAUGGCUACAAAUGUGAACUGUUCCAGCCCGGAACGACAUACCAGAAGCUAUGAUUAUAUGGAAGGAGGGGAUGUAAGAGUAAGAAGACUUUUCUGUCGAACACAGUGGUACAUGAGGAUUGAUAAACAAGGCAAAAUAAAAGGGACACGAGAAGCAAACAACAACUACAGUAUUCUGGAAAUAAGAACAGUGGCAGUUGGAGUAGUGGCAAUCAAAGGGGUGGAAAGUGAAUACUUUCUAGCAAUGAACAAGUCUGGAAAGCUCUAUGGAAAGAAAGUAUGCAAUGAAGACUGUAACUUCAUAGAACUGAUUGAAGAAAACCAUUAUAAUACUUAUGCUUCAGCAAAAUGGACAAACAAAGGAAAAGAGAUGUUUGUGACAUUAAAUCGCAAAGGUGUCCCCAUGAAAGGUAAAAAAACAAAGAAAGAACACAAAGCAUCCCACUUUCUUCCUUUUGCAAUAUCCUAAUCAUAUAUGAUCUAUAGAGAACUAGUUCCAGCAGGAAGAUUAUUUUUAAGGAGACUGAACAAGUAAUCAAGAGAGGCUGGAAUACUACUGAAAAACUGAACAAGCUGGACUUGCGCAUUUAUGUUUAUUUUAAAGAGACUUCAUUAAAAAGAUUUGAAAAUAUACACAAUCAAAUUUAGUAACUAAAAGUUGUAAAAAGUUGUAAAGAGUUGUUCAAUCAUUAUGUUAGUAAUAGUAACUGGGUAGUUUCUUAAAUUAAUUUACCCUUAAAAGUCAUGACUUGAUUAUCUGACAAUAUUUUAUUUAAAAAAACCUAUCUGCUUAUUAAACAUGGCUGCUAUAAAAAUAAUAAAGCAGAUGAUAAUGUUAUGUAAAAUAUGUCGGACUUUAAGGCUGCUGGAAUGAUUUGUCAGAUUAUCAAGUCAAUAUUAAAUGUGGAGAUUGAGCAGUAUUUUAAAUACUUCCCAGAGAAACUGAUAAACUAUACAUAAAAUAGGA